Labeo rohita (rohu) is the source of this 6565-nucleotide messenger RNA. RefSeq lists its product as uncharacterized. The transcript has 6 exons. NCBI's taxonomy places the organism in Eukaryota, Metazoa, Chordata, Actinopteri, Cypriniformes, Cyprinidae. The coding region runs from base 243 to 1139 and encodes 298 amino acids. The record is from RefSeq and is a predicted model, not a curated record.
CACCACCUUUAACCGUAAGAAGAAAAAGAAAACAACAAGGAGAAGAAAGCGAGCCCUACCCUGCGUCCCAAUGUGCAUACUAUCCACCCUAGCUACCCUAAAUAGUAUUGGAAAUUAUUACUAUCAUAUAGAAUUUAGGCGUGAGUUUUUAUUUUUUUUUUUCCCAGUCUAUGGACAUCCAGCUAAACAUGAUUGAUCCAUGAGCUAUAACAACGGGAAACGCACUUCUUUUUUAUGGCGAUAUGGGAUGGCGAUUCUGUUAUUUUUCUUUUUGGUUUUAUCCCUUCAUGGUUUGUUCUGAUAUUGAUAUUGUUGAAGUAUCAGUUUUGGAGGGAGAUCCAGUUACUCUAAACACUUAUGUUGAAACAAACCAACAAGAAGAUAUUAAAUGGUAUUUUAAUAACAUUCGAAUAGCUGAAAUCAGUGGAGAUCUCAGUGAUAUUUGUACAGAUGUUCACUGUAAUGAAGGUACUGAGAGAUUCAGAGACAGACUAAAACUGGAUCAUCAGACUGGAUCUCUGACCAUCACAAACACCAAAAAAGCAGAUUCUGGACUUUAUGAACUAAAGAUCAUCAGCAGCAGCAGCAUCAGUGAAAAGACCUUCAAUGUUACUGUUUACGGUGUUUCUGCUCCUGAACAAGAUGAAAAGUCAGUAAAGGAGGGAGAGUCUCUCACUUUAGAUCCUGGUCUAGUAAGAAAAGCAAAUGAGGGGGUGACGUGGUAUUAUAACGGCAUUCUCAUUGCUGAAAUCACUGGAUAUCAGAGCAAGGUCUGUACAGAUGAUGAGUGCAAAGAGAGAUUCGGAGACAGACUAAAGCUGGAUCAUCAAACUGGAUCUCUGAUCAUCACAAACACCAGAACCACAGACAGUGGAGUUUAUACACUAAAGAUAAACAGAAGCUUUCAUCGCAGAAACAGUGCUAUCAGUGAGAAGACCUUUGGUGUUACUAUUACUGUUUCAGAUUCAGGUCUGUCUUCAGCUGCUGCAGCAGGAAUCGCUGUUGCUGUUAUUCUGCUUUUGGCUGCAGCUGCUGCUGCAGGUGUGAUUUACUUUCGCAAGCGUCAAGCGAGCAGUGAAGACAUCAGAAUGCAGCAGCGUGGUCAGGUGAAUCAGAAUGAUGAUGAGUCUCCACUGUAGAAGACUGCAACAUACUGUUGAACACUACCGAUGGUACGUCCUCUAAUCAGACUGAGUCUGCCAGUGAAACCCCAAUGUAACUUCAUUUAUUACACUGAUACUUUAAUUGAAAAGGACAGUGAAGAGGCCGUGGAAAAUGAGAGAAAGGAAUUUUUAAUAUACACACACAACUCUUAAAAGAUCAAUAUAAAACCAUUUGCUCAGGCAACCUGAGCCUGAGCCAGGUGGUUGCUGGAGGUUACUUCAUCUAUCAGCCUACAACAUGAUUCCUGUUUGUUACUGACACACACAGUGCAUGUUUUUACCUAGGUAAGUUUGAGCUAUUGGCUUAGACACACAUAGUUAUUUAGGUCAUUAGGUAAAUAAACCUAAGGGUACAGCACCCAGGUUCACAUUGCUAAGCCACUAGUUAAUUUAUCUGGGCUUCACUACCUCAACACGUUAUCACAUUAACUCGGAUCACUAGUUUAAGCUAUCUGGUCAGUUGUAUAGCAGCAGUAUUCAGUUCAAUUCAAUUAAAAUGUAUUUGUAUAGCGCUUUUCACGAUGCAUAUGGCUGCAAAGCAGCUUUACACCAAAUUGACAUUUUUACAAUAUAUGUAGUAGUAGCUUGAUGUACAUAUGGCAGAGAUGUGUGGUAAAGAUCAAUUAAUUAUGUAAUCAAACAGAUAAAAAACACUAUAAAUUAGUAGCAGAAUUCGGUAGUGCUGUAUGUUUUCAGGGUUGGCAUCAUCUGAAGUCCUCUGUGGGGUUGGCAUCAUCUCUUCUUAAGUGUUCUGGAUCCACACUGGAGCUUGUGAAUUCCUAGUUACCAUGGAAUGUCAAUCCCAUGGCAAAAACGGAGAACAAAUAGGAACAUAAUUAGCAUAGCUGCUGUUCAAACUAAGAAAAGGAAGAUUUGUUAAACCAGAGCUAAAAUAUUAAUAAUGAAUAUUUGAUCAGAUAUAACUGCAGGAAAAGUUUAUGAGAUGCAUUAUUUGAAUGCUUGGCUAAAAAGAUGUGUCUUUAAUCUAGAUUUAAACAGAGAGAGUGUGUCCGAACCCCGAACGUUAUCAGGAAGGCUGUUCCAGAGUUUGGGUGCCAAAUGCGAAAAAGCUCUACCUCCUUUAGUGGUCUUUGCUAUCCUAGGUACUACUAACUGUCCAGAGUUUUGUGACCUUAGGGAGCGUGAUGAAUUGUAGCAUGGUAUAAGACUAGUUAAGUACGCAGGAGCUAAACCGUUAAGUGCCUUAUAGGUAAGAAGUACUAUUUUGUAGCUGAUGCGGAACCUAAUAGGUAGCCAGUGCAGAGACUUUAAAAUUGGGAUAAUAUGAUCAUAUUUCCUUGACCUGGUAAAGACUCUAGCAGCUGCAUUUUGGACUAUCUGUUGCUUGUUUAUUGAAGAUGCAGAACAACCACCUAGUAGUGCAUUACAGUAGUCCAGUCUAGAGGUCAUGAAUGCAUGAACUAGCUUUUCUGCUUCAGAAACAGGUAACAUGUUUCGCAGCUUGGCAGUGUUUCUAAGAUGGAAGAAUGCUGUUUUUGUAACAUGAGAAAUAUGAUUUUUAAAAGUUGCUGUCUAAUAUAACACCCAGGCUUUUGACUGUAGUGGAAGUAACAGUACAACCGUCUAGUUGUAAAUUGUAAAUCAAAAUAUUCUGUGCAUUGUUUUUAGGUCCAAUAAGUAAUAUCUCUGUCUUAUCUGAAUUUAAUAGCGGAAAAUUGUUGGUCAUCCAAUCUCUUACAUUUUUAACACACUCUGUUAACUUUGAUAAUUCAGAAGUUUCAUCUGGUCUUGUUGAGAUAUAUAGUUGAGUAUCAUUAGCAUAACAAUGGAAACUAAUCCUGUGUUUUCUAAUAAUAUUACCAAGGGGCAGCAUGUAUAUUGAAAAUAGUAGAGGACCUAGAACAGAUCCUUGUGGCACUCCAUACUUUACUGGAGAUAACUGAGAUGACUCCCCAUUUAAAUAAACACAGUGGUAGCGAUCAGACAGGUAGGAUCUAAACCAUUUUAAAGCCUGCCCUUGGAUACCUGCAUAAUUUUGUAGUCGAUCUAUUAGUAUGUCAUGAUCUAUAGUGUCGAACGCUACGCUAAGAUCAAGUAAAACUAGCAAUGAGAUGCAGCCUUGGUCUGAUGCAAGAAGCAAGUCAUUAGUGAUUUUAACAAGUGCAGUUUCUGUGCUGUGAUGAGGCCUGAAACCUGACUGAAAUUCUUCAUAGAUGAUAUUUUUUGCAAGAAUGAGCACAGUUGAGCAGAUAUAACUUUCUCUAAAAUUUUAGACAUAAAUGGAAGAUUAGAAAUGGGUCUGUAAUUUGCCAGUUCACUUGGGUCUAGUUGUGGUUUCUUAAUAAAAGGCUUAAUAACCGCCAGCUUGAAUGGUUUAGGGAUGUGACCUAAAGAUAACGAUGAGUUGUUAGCGGUAAAGUACUGCAGUUUUUCUUUGGGUGUGACGAAAGAAGUUGACAUAUUAGACGCCGUAUAAUCUACAUUGGUUAUUGUAUUUCUGAUGUUAUCUAUUUUAUCAGUGAAGAAAUUCAUAAAGUCAUUACUAUUAAAUUGUAAAGGAAUAUUUAGAUCAGGUGGCGUCUGAUUAUUUGUUAAUCUAGCCACUGUGCUAAAUAAAAACCUUGGAUUGUUUUGGUUAUUUUCUAUGAGUUUGUGGAUAUGCUCGGCCCUAGCAGCUUUUAAAGCCUGUCUGUAUCUGGAGAUACUGUUUUUCCAUGCAAUUCUAAAAACUUCCAAGUUAGUUUUUCUCCAUUUGCGCUCAAGAUUGCGAGUUUCUUUCUUGAGAAAAUGGGUAUUACUGUUGUACCAUGGCGCAAUACGUUUUUCUCUAAAUUUUUUUCAAUUUGAUGGGGGCAACAGCUUCUAACGUAUCGGAGAAGAUGGUGCCCAUAUUGCUAGUUGUUUUGUCUAGAUCCUGUGUAUUAAGGGGUACACAGAGCUGUUAAGAUAAAUCAGGCAGGUUAUUUGUAAAUCUAUCUUUGGUGGCUGGAACAAUAGUUCUGCCAAGACGAUAACGCGGAGACAUAUAGUUAAUAUCAGUGAUACGCAGCAUGCACGAUACAAGGAAAUGGUCAGAAACAUCAUCGCUUUGAGGUACGAUAUCUAUAUCAGUAAGAUCAAUUCCAUGCGAUAUAAUUAAAUCUAGCGUAUGAUUAAAAUGAUGAGUGGGCCCGGUGACAUUUUGCUUGACUCCAAAAGAGUUUAUUAGGUCAGUAAAUGGCUAAAACAAGAGAUAGGAGAGAUUUCUUUUGCAUAUCUGGCAGAGUAACAUUAAGCAAAAGUAUUUCAAAUGAAUUAAACCUGUAUCCUGUUUUCUGAGUAACACUGAGAAUAUCACUAUAUAUUGUUGCAACACCACCACCACGACCACUCUGACGGGGCUCAUGCUUAUAACAGUAGUUUGGUGGAGUAGACCCAUUUAGACCAAUAUAUUCAUUAGGUUUUAGCCAGGUUUCGGUUAAGCAGAGUACUAUUAUCUGUGAUCAUUUCAUUCACAAUAACUGCUUUGGGUGCAAGUGAUCUAAUGUUUAGGAGCCCAAGCUUUAAAAAUGGUUUCUGUUUGUGUAUUUUGCUUUUUUCUGGUUAAAUUACGAUCAGAUUUUUUCUAGAUCCUGCAUUAAAUUUAUGUCUGUAUGCUUUCAUGCUUACAGCAGCAUGCAUAUUUUAGCUGUUUCGUUAUUGGUAUAAGAACAAAUAUAUUAACAUUGUCAUAUCUAUUACCAUGCUAAACUCUUCCGAGAGCUGUCAUGUGACAAAUGCUUUAUUUUAUUUUAUUUUUUUUAAAGUUGCUGCAGAAAUCCAAUUAUCAAUAUUCACAUGGAUCUGUAAAAACAACAAAAACACUGACAGUCUAGUAGAUGGCGAUGUCACUGUUAAGAAACACUACUUUCCUAUCAAACUCAUAAUACACAUAUCACCAUUUUUAACAAAUUUGCAUUUUUGUGGUUUACACAGAGACAGUAGCGGUACUGGUGUUUAUUAUUUUUUUUUUUUUUUUUUUAUUAUUUUUUUUUUAACUUGCACUUUGAAAUAAGUUUGCUUCUUCAGGCCUCCAAAAUGGCAUUGUUGUGAAAAAAUGAAUGGCUAAAAUGCAUAAAGCUUUCCAUUUUCAUUUGAAAAGGUGUCUAAAAAGUCCCUCAUACUACAAAAUGGAUUAGAAUAGUGCAAAAGUAUUUUGUUUGUUUUAAGCUAAAUAUAUAAAUGGUAAUAAAAAAAAAAGGUUGAUUUUUAACUAUAAAAACAUUAUGUGGUGACAAAUAUAAUAUGGCUGUUUAAGUUUAUUUUAUUUUGCCAUUUUGCUUCCAUAUAAGGUGAGAUAAAUCGCAUAUGUGUUUGUUACAGAAAUACAUUAUAUAAAAAAAUGUCCCAUUGCACAAAAAUUAAAAACUGGAAUGCUGAUCCACAAGAAGUCAGUUUAAAAUAAGUACAUAUAAGAAAUAUAUUUGAGUAUUUCAUAGGAACAGUUGCUAUGGCUAUUUACAUACGAGUUAUCGCAAGUUAUCUCAGUUUUGGAGCCAAAAGUUGAGGUUAUCGUUUUACUCACCUGCUUACUGGAAUACCCCUUUGCUCUUUAAAGAAAAGGGCAUGUGCACAAAUUAUGCUUCUUUUUCUUUCUUUUUUCUUUUUCCUCCAAGGCAGCUGUGAGUCAAACAACAGCUUUUCAGGUACUGAAUUGAGUCUGUACUACUGAUAUUGUAGGUGUUUUUACUGGUAUGAUUGUUGUUACUGGAAAACCCUGAUAUUGUCAUAUUACAAAUGAACCUAUAGGCUUUAUAUUUUGCUGCAGCAAGGUGCUUUUGGUCAAACAUCUUUAUCAAGAAAAAAAAGACUGGUUGACAGACAGUGAACAGAAUGUUUUCUAUAGCUCCACAAGCUAUACACCAGUAUUAAACGGCUUAUUGAUUUAUUUUGUAGUUGUUGAAACACUUUACUGAGAACAUGUUCCAUGUCUGCAAUGAUACAGCUGUGUUAAAUUUCAACACAAAUAUGUGGAACAUUGGUCAAACAUGUUUGUGAACAAAACAUUUGUGAUAUUUAAGUGUUAAUCUGUUUAUUUUGCUGCAAAGUUUUUUCAUGUAUGCCAUUUCAUCUGAGGAGGACGUUGACGACUGGGUGGAUGUUACGUAUGGACACACUGUUUUAUUAUUGUUAUGCCGAGUUUAUUGAUUUUGUCAUAUGCUAGUAUUAUUAAUUUUUUCACCACAAUGGGUAAAAUUGUAAAAGUUGUUUACAUGUCUGAGUUAAGUAUCAGCAAAGUAAGUCUCAAAGAUUUUGGAUAUUUCUUUUUAUUACUCUAGAAAGUUUCAGCAGCCAGACAAUGGGGAAAAAAAUUAGGCUAAUAGUAAAUAGUAUGAAAUGACAGAUGUUGUAUGUGGUGCUUUGUCUCAGCGCUCUUUAAAGGGGUCAUGGUCUGCAAUUCUUAAUGAUUUUAUAAUGUUUCC